Molecule: messenger RNA, 342 nt
Organism: Suillus clintonianus
Lineage: Eukaryota; Fungi; Basidiomycota; Agaricomycetes; Boletales; Suillaceae
Exons: 3
Coding region: 1-222 (73 amino acids)
Source: RefSeq, a predicted model, not a curated record
AUGACGGAGUGCGACUUCACUAUUACCGGGCACGGCACCAACAAGGAGGGGAAUCACUGGUGCACACGCGAUUAUGGGAGCAGUGGUACUGGUCACCAUUACUCUAACAAAGAUGGCUCGUUUUACUAUAAGAACCCUGACGGGUCUCAAUAUUUCAACAACGGGUCUGGAAAGGCAGCUUUGACAACCCCGAAUAGCCAUGUCGUCGACCUACAGAAGUGAUAGGAGUCUGGCGAGUCGGCUGCUGAAGUAGUUUGUGUAGACGUUGCAGAGGCACCUUUCCAUUUCUAUCAUUUUCUUUUUAUGGUAGAGGAAGAUCGGCUGAAGAGCUCAUGAUUUUCA